This is a messenger RNA of Anopheles coustani, 1000 nucleotides long. RefSeq names its product neuropeptide F-like. The transcript is spliced from 4 exons. Bases 1 to 426 code for a protein of 141 amino acids. Lineage: Eukaryota; Metazoa; Arthropoda; Insecta; Diptera; Culicidae. The record is from RefSeq and is a predicted model, not a curated record.
AUGGCUUCCACCACUUUUACUCAGCGUCUGAUCGUGGCCCUAAUGGUCUGCACCCUGAUCGUCGAUCUCAGCACACUGACCGCCGCCCGGCCGCAGGACAGCGAUGCAGCCUCGGUAGCAGCCGCCAUCCGGUACCUGCAGGAACUGGAGACUAAACAUGCACAACACGCUAGACCGAGGUUGGUACGAAGUGAACUUCCCCCCAAUAUAAACGGUAUUCAUUCGGGACUUGACAAAAUUAUUGGAUAUUUCAUCCUAGAAGCUAUCGACAGAGCACACUCGACUGACGCUAGACCCAGAUUUGGAAAACGUGGUGGCUUCCUGAAUCCAGCAGUGUUUGGCCAAGACGAACAAGAGCGGAACUUUUACAGGCUGAUUGGCAGGAUUCAACAUUUUCGAGAUGAACAACUUCCAUCUAAUGUCUAAAUGAUGUCUAAAGAUCGGCUCUACCCGGCCAAAUAUAUCGUAACACAACCAUCCAGCCCUCAACAGUCCCAUCGCAGCUUACGAUCGCUAUGAACACCUUUUUAUUUAGCACUACCGAUAGUUGCUCGAAGUCUAUGAGACAUUCGAUCAUAUUUUACACGCUACAAACAACAUCUGCACCUACAUUAUCGUACUCCUUGGAUAUCCAUAACACGCCAUUCCUAGCCUUUUGAUCUUCCCUUAUUGACACCCAUCAAAAUGGUGUAUGAACCUUCGCCUAUCAUAAUUGUAAAGAUUAUUCCACUAGAGUAUUGAAAGCACUCUUCAAUUCUCCACGAACUUAAAAUAUUGGACUUGAAGAUCAGAGCAAUGUGGGUAAAAGCGAAAUAAAAUAUACCAAAACAAAAUGAUAAAAUACACAUUUUCAUCGGUGCAGUUAUUUACAUGUACAUUCUAAAAUAUGCGUUUGUGUACCAAUGUAAAAAUCAUGCAACGGAUAUUUACUGUUUGACUUUACGUUCAGGCAGAAGACAGAAAACAAAAUAAAUCCUUCAUGCUUAGUAUGAAUGUUCAA